This is a messenger RNA of Ictalurus punctatus (channel catfish), 5052 nucleotides long. RefSeq names its product nudix (nucleoside diphosphate linked moiety X)-type motif 3b (gene nudt3b). Gene Ontology annotation, molecular function: bis(5'-adenosyl)-hexaphosphatase activity; bis(5'-adenosyl)-pentaphosphatase activity; diphosphoinositol-polyphosphate diphosphatase activity. Bases 203 to 895 code for a protein of 230 amino acids. The record is from RefSeq and is a predicted model, not a curated record. Gene Ontology annotation, biological process: diphosphoinositol polyphosphate metabolic process; adenosine 5'-(hexahydrogen pentaphosphate) catabolic process; diadenosine hexaphosphate catabolic process. The transcript has 6 exons. Gene Ontology annotation, cellular component: cytoplasm; nucleus. Lineage: Eukaryota; Metazoa; Chordata; Actinopteri; Siluriformes; Ictaluridae.
CAAUCAGCUUGCGCGCGCGGCGUAGCGGUUUCAGUAAUGGCGUCUGUGGCUGAGAUGCGCUUGGCUUUAGAAAAAUGAAGCGUAGAAGAACUUACUUCUUGUACUGAAAACGCGGGGUUUCCAUUCGUGAACUUUGCGUGUGAAGCCGUGUCAUCUCGCGGAGGUUUGCGCUCUGAUAUUCGCCAGUUCCCGACGUGCCGAGAUGAUGAAGCUGAAGUCUAACCAAACUCGCACCUAUGAUGGAGAUGGGUAUAAGAAGCGGGCCGCCUGCCUGUGCUUCAGGAGCGAGACCGAGGAGGAGGUGCUGUUGGUGAGUAGCAGCCGACAUCCUGAUAAGUGGAUUGUGCCCGGAGGAGGAAUGGAACCGGACGAAGAGCCCAACGUUGCUGCUGUUCGAGAAGUGUGUGAAGAGGCUGGUGUCAAGGGCACUUUAGGAAGACUAGUAGGAAUAUUUGAGAAUUUAUUUUCUACAAUCAAGCCGCAAACGCCAAUGGAAGAAUCCAGUUGGAUUUUUGUCGGGGGAACCAGGGUGAUGUUCACUUCCGGGUUGGCCUACAGAAACACGUCAUGCCUGCAGCACUUUAUAUCGUUGGACUCUGUGUUCCAGAACGCGAACCAGGAUAGGAAACACAGGACGUACGUGUAUGUUCUCAUUGUAAAAGAAGUAUUGGAAGACUGGGAAGACUCUCUAAACAUUGGGAGAAAAAGGGAAUGGUUUAAAAUAGACGAUGCCAUACAAGUGUUGCAGUGUCACAAGCCAGUGCAGGCCACCUACUUCGAGGCUCUACAGGAGAGCUGCCUGACCAGCAACGGCACUCCUCUAGUGGCCACGAUAGCUGAAGACCUCUCACCCAGCUACAACAUCAGUCAGAGCUCUGUUUCUGAUAUCAGAUAACUAACGCACAACACUGACACUCCGGAUGCUUCCGCCACCACUCUCGCUCUUAUUCUUUCAGUAUUCUUUUUUUUUUCUCUUUCUUUUUUUCCUUUUCUCUUAAAAUACAGUUUGCCUUGCCAACCCUUUUUUUUGUGCCAGAGAGGUGGCACAAACUUGACAAAGUGUUGGAUAAAUAUUCAAAAACAUGUUUUGUAAAUGUAAAUUUAAUGUUUGUCGCUCUCUACUCUGAUUUACCACCCACCCCCCCAACACACACACACCUCUCCUUAAGAAUGGACAGUUGCAUGAACACCCCCCCCCCCCCCCCCCUUACUCUUUUUCCCUUUAGUGCCCUCUGUGACCCAAGUGUGAGGUUAAAUGAAUGCAAGAACUACUUUUUACUGUUGUGAUGUAAAUACACGUAGCCUAGUGCUUAUGCUUGAGGCUUUUCAAUAUUUUUUACGCAUCCAUUUUUCUUGUAUGUGAGCGCGAGUGAGCAUGUAUUUGUGUGAGUAGUGCGAGUAUGUGUUUGUUCUCGGAAACCACCCCAACAACGAGAAGGAAAUGCUUAGUUGCCUGAACGGACGGAGUUGGCGAGAGGUCAGUUGGUUUGCAUGAGCACUGAUAUUUAUUUGUCUUACAAGUUUGGGAACUGAUGAAUGUUCAACCUGUAUUUGGUGUCAGUAGGUCUUUUGAGUGAUCUCUUCCUCCUCUUUUUUUUUUUUUUUUUUGCCCCCUUGCCAUUUUGUAAAUAUUUUAUGGGUUGACGAAAUACACGCCCGGCUUUAAUUAUGCGUAUUUCCUUACUAGAGUGGUGCCUAAAUGUGUCAGAACACCGACUUUAAAGGGAUCGUAAACCCCCAAAAAUGCUUACAAGGCCAGCAAACAGGGUAAGCCAACAGGACAUGAUGGUACCUGAUGAGUUGUAUGCUCUGCUCGCAUCCAUUCAUGCUGUAACAUGUAUGGCUGUCAGUGAGUCCUACAGGUCCAGUAACUUCAAUGUUAUUGGUGAUGAUAGUUAUGGGGAAAAAUGAUUUUAUUUACAUUUUAACCAGACAAAUCACCACUCAGAACCACUUAAAUUAGAAGGCGUGACAGGGUUGUAGAGUUUACGAGGUGACGUUUGUGAAUGUCAGAGGAUAUAACAGGACAGCUUCUUGGAAAAGACCCUUUUAGGCACAUAUCAAAUGGAUCCUGGUUUCCUCCACCUUUUUAAUUUAUUAGUGUCUCCUGUUACGGAGCUGUUUAUUUGACCUGGUAGGUCAGGCCAGGGUAACGGUCAAAACUAAAUGUGGGCCCAUUAUUGAGGUGCAACCCCCCCCCUUUGGUCCCAAAUGAUUUUGCAUAAUAUAUGUGUGGUGGCCUGGGAAAACCCUCCACGGUGGUAGAUUUUGACAUACAGGCCUUCCUGAACUGAAAUAUGUCUAUCCUGCAUGUAUUCCAAUUAAAGCCUGUUCAUACCCCAAAAAGGAAAAUAAAGAAAAUCACAUUUAAAGAUCCCUUUUAAAAGAUGCCCCACUUACCUGUAGAUUUAUGAACUCCUCUACAUUUGGAAAAACAUUACAGCCAAAUUUUGAGGAAUUACAGGUUUAUAAUGUGAAAUGAGUCAUCACUGUUGAUUAUCGGCAUCAUCCACAUCCACCUGAGCUAGAAGUCACUCGCAGCAUUUAACCACGAGCCUCAUCCAUGUCUCUUCUGACUGAUCACGGUUUAUGUUCACACUGGUGGGGAACUAAUUGCUGAGGGCUAGAUUUGACACUUAUGUUCAUUUCAGCAUGUUGGGUAGCUUUCGAACAAAGCGUGACAUUUACUGUGUGUGGAAGUCACACUUGGCUAGUGAGGUUUUUAGACGUCUUCAGGCAUUUCCUGCUGCGUUUGUUAAACUGGCUUCUUAACCGACGUGAUCUUUGCAGACAGCCAGGGCAAGGUAACCUAAAUGGAACCAUUUCUGUGUCGUUUAUGUAGAAUGUGUUUCUUUAGCGAUGUCACAGUGUAUUAUUCAGUCCCUACAGGAUUUUACAGUCGCAGAAAUGGAACGGCAAAAUCAAGGAAACUCUGCAAUUUUUCUCAGAUUUGGGCCAACACGAGUUGUGACCGCAUCAAAACGUGUAUUCAGCCAAAGCCCUAUUCGAUUCACCUGUGUCGAACAUGAGUACAGCUAAAAGGUCUCAGUUACCAGCAAACACCACUGAGAAAGACUGCGCAAAACUAUUUUGUGCAAUUGCAAUUUCGCCAAUUCGAGGAGUUUUCCGCAAAGAAGCACAAAAACGCCGCACAACUUUGAAAAAAGCCGCCGCAAGAUCGAGCAUUUUUGGACGCAACAGUGAAACCCUGUACUGACUGAUAAUCGUUAGGGGGUGGGGAAAAAAACCCCCCUAUUUUGGCUUUUUCUGGCCUUGUUUUUUUCUUCUUCUUUCUGUUUUCCAGAAUUUAAUCUCAGCGUCAUCCAACGGGUUACCCCAGACCGCCUGAUAUGUAUCCCUGAAAUCACCACAGGAUUAAACAAAUAAUAAUAUCAUCUCGUUUUAUGUUUAGAACAUUUGAAGGCACUUUUCAGUUUGGCCAAAACAGUCCCUUUGAAUGUUCCAAGAAAAAACCCACAUGCCUUAGUCAUCCUACAAAUUUAUUUUAAGCUUGCAAAAAGGCUCAUGCCAAAUGCAUGAAGGCUAACGUGGCCUCUUGUUAGCUUGAUUUGGAUGAGAUGGUAUUAUUUAUGUACGUUGAUCUCUGAGGUGAUAUUUUUUCCUUGAUCUCUUAAAAGAAUUUGUUGGCGCCUCAAUCGAGCACUCGAUACCUGCUCGACAGGAACUAUAUAAAAACAUGCAGGGCUAAACAAGGCUGUAACUGAGACCUUGUUUCAAAAUGUAAGAAAUGUGGACUGUCACCCUCCCCUCCUUUAUUCCUGUCUUUUCUUCUUCGUCUAGUAAGUUGUGUUAGCCAGGUUGCUUACUGCCCUUCUGAUGGCAUGCAGCAGUUGGCACAAUACUGUGAAUCUGGAGCCACUGUAGUUAGCCAGACUUUGUUUUCUUUCUGUAUAAACUAAAUUCAAAAAGACAAAGUACAGUAUGUGUGGUUUUUCAUGUUGGGUCUGAUGGUACACAUUGUGAGUUUCUGGUGAAUGGCGAUGGAACUGUUAAAGCCCCCAAACAGGACGUGUGGGAAUUUAUUCUUUUUGGGCUGUUUAAGUUGCUGUAGGUCCAGGUUUACAAUGUUUCUUGUAGCCGAUCACAACGUUUCCCUUUUGUUUCUUUGUUUAGAUCAAAUUCCAGCAUGACUAUUAAUCCGAGUUAAUUUUGAGUCAAUUUAUAGAUGUGCAGAUUGCACAGUUGGUGAUUUUGCUGCUAUUUAGGAUUUUUCUGGUUAAUUCUGAGCAAGCAAAAAAAAAAAAAAAAAGGCCAAUCUUGAUAUAGGCCAACUGAGCCAAUCCAUAAGAGAGAUUUUGCUAGGUAGGACUUUUUCAUUUGUAUAACACUAAAAUCACUGCUUUAGCUUAUUACUUAGUAAUAUAGCAGGGUUUACAAUUAUAUGGUCAUAUGUAUACAACAUAUGGUCCUUUCACCAGGUAGAUGGUGUCGUUUUUUUUUUUUUGUUUUUUUUUGGCUCGAGGCUAUAACGGACUUUAUGAGAUAAUCUGAUGAAUGUCCCUAAGCUCCAUCACUUUCAUACACAAAUGUUUGUAUGACUUUUUUUUUUUUUUUUACUAGAUCUCCUGUGCAGCAAAAAGGCUUUGUAGUCAUUUUUAAAUUGCCCAGAGCUGACUUUGUCCAAGUCUUGUUGAAAAGAUUUCCAAAAUACCAAACAAAAAUUAAGGAUUGGUAACCACUGCAUUUUCUGUCCAGACCAAAUUUGACCUAGAUAUCAUUCACAAAAUUGCAUCUUACUAUCAACAGAGCCAGUGUAAUGCAUCAGACCCUGAAUGUAAACUUGUAGAUUAUAUCAAAACACCAGCUAGAUUUAGUAAAAAUGUUCUAAACGAAUCAGGACAUUUCACAUUUUCUUCAGGCUCCAAAAAGGGCUGCUGCCUAUAAAAACCUACAUCACUUAUACAGCCCAUAAAGCUGUGACCUUUCAGCACACCUGCAACAUUUGCUUUGUGAUUUUUGGGAUUGUGGAAUAUACCAGUUUGAGAAUGUAAUAUAAAUGUGCCAACAAAUAAACAUCAGUAUUUCACAUUA